CUUAAAAUUAUUAACUAGUAAUUUUUUUUUCGAGAAAAAUGUCGUACAUUACGAAAAAAUUAAGUGGUGUCAUUUUUUGCAAUCUAAGUCGUUCUUUUGCACCUAAAAGUUUUAAUUAUUAUUAUACAAAAGAUUUAAAAAUAUUUUCUACACGGUCAAAUUAUUUUUUGCCAAAUGUUAGUUUCUCCUCUCAAAUUCAAACCUAUGCAAAGAUUGAUGAAAAUCAUAUCCCAAACAUACUAAAAAAAUUAACAUUGAAUAAUGUUUCCCUUCAAUUUGAUAAAAUUAUACAAAUUCGUCCAAAUUUGUUCAAAAAUUAUGGCAUAAAUGUUGAAAAUGGAUUCAAAAUAUUAAAGUCAUGCAGUCAAUUGAUUGAUCGAAGUGCCGAAGAACGCAUUAAACUAGUAAACGAUGUAUGGAAUGAACUGUUAAAAAUUAUUGGAACACCAACAAAAGAUCAUUUAAUACUUUUGUUGAAGGCGUACCGACAAGCCGGCCUAAAAAAGAUGGACAAUUACCACUCAUUUUUCGAAAAAUACAAUUGUACAAUCGAUGCUGAUAUAUUUGGGGAAUUGAUGUACAUUAUGUGCAAAAAUGGAGACACGAUGGAAAGUGCUGAAGCACUAUUGAAGGAAAUUGAAAUUCUCGAUAUCCAGUUGAAUGACCAAGUUUACAAUGCUCUUAUUCUGGGAUAUUCCAAACAAGGAAUAGACUCAGUAAAAAAUGUUCUCAAAACUAUGGAAUCGAAAAAAAUCACGCCAACUUUGGACACUCAGACCGAAUUGAUUAAAUCAUAUAUCAAACAUGGGUAUAAUGACACGGCAAUGGAACUACUUCAGCAAUUCAGGGAUUAUAAUAGUGAUCAACUUUAUGAUAUAAUUCGAUGUGGUGCACAUAACAACAAUGAAGCCAUUGUAAGCAAUGCAUUGAGCUUAUUGCCACAAACAAUCAUAAAUGCGAAAAUGAUAGAACGAAACAUUCAAAAUAUUUGCAUAGAAUUGAUUCAUUCUAAUCGAAACCGUUCAAAUGAAGUCAAAGUGGAUCUUUAUAAAUUUAUUAUUCGACAUUUGCCGGUACCGAAACAACAGAUGGACGAUAAUAGUUCAGAAUAUGGGACAUUUUUAAUUAGAGAAAUGGUUGUAACAAAAGAAAUUGAAGCGAAUAUUUUUCAAUUUUGUGAAAAUCUAAUAGAAAGUGAAAGAAACUCAUAUUCAUUUCAUGCUUGUUGCAUGUAUUCGCUAAUGUUUAAUUUUCCAAAAUCUCGUGCUUUUCUUGAAGCAUUAGCUGCACGGGAACCAUUGCGACCGCACUACUUCUGGCCACUGUAUAUUCAUGCUAACACACAAAAUGAAGUUGUAGAAAUUAUUAGAUUUGGGAAAAAAUUGAAUGCCAUACCUGAUACAAUAACAAUUUUGAAAUGGAUUCUCCCACGGGCCAAUACAUUGAUAAAUUCUGAAGAAACGAUUAACACAUUGGCCGAGGCUGGCGUUCGAAUGCAUGAGUUAAAAACGGCUGCUAUAACUUAUUUGUUAAGUAAACACCGACCAAGAGAAGCAUUGAACAUAGCAAGUCGUUCAAGUGCAUAUAUUGAUCCAUUUCCAUUUGUUCAACCAGCAAUAAGCAACUAUUUCCGAAGUCCAAACUACAAACGAAAUGUUGGUCCUGCUGUCACAUUGAUAAAAAAACUUCGAUGCCGUGAUAAAGAAUAUGAUUUAGCUGGAGAAGCUAUUUUAUCGAUUUGUACUAAAAAAGACCAAACCGCUGGAUUUCCUUUAACUCAAAAGAUAUUAACAGAUUUUGCUUUCCAUAAAGUGAAAAUUUCGGCACACGCAGCCAAUAAGAUAUUGAGUAGAUUGUCUAAGCAUCGACAAGUUCAUGAGAAAUUUGGUUCAGUUGUACAGAAUUUGAUUUGCUAUGAUAUGUUUCCCAAUACACAAACCACCUCGGAUACAAUCAAAAUCGGAUCGGAGGUUGAGACAUUACAAAAGCAACUUAAUGAAUUUAAAGAAAAUGGUUUACCAACGCAUGGUAUUUUAUAUCGUCUUUUCUUAAAACACGUUCAAUACGAACAAUAUGACCAGGCAAUUGAAAUAAAAAAGGAAUGUGACAAAGUGGGAGUUGUUUCUGAAACACCGGCCAUGCUAUCAUCGCUAUUAAAACUAUGGACUGCAACCAAUUUAGAUGAUGAAGCUCUUCGUGUUUUGAAGAUUCUAACUAGCAAACAUCCACAUUUCAAAGUCGACUAUUACAAAAUAAUUGACUUGGCAACACUGUUGCUCUCAAAGAACAGACUAGAAGAUGGAAACGAACUGAUCAAAUGUUUAGAUGUGUGUAGAACAGAUAAUUCACAUUUAAUCAAGAAUAUUUGGGCUCUAUUGGAAGCAGCCAGUGAAUAUAGCAUUAGGCAUAACAAAGAGGAAAAUCUUGCUGGACAAUUUCUAAAUGUGUUGGUCAAAAAUGGAUAUUGUGAUUACUCAAAUAUUCUUCUAGGUUGCGUGAUUAAAGAAUACGUACAUAAAAAACAAAUUCAUGAAGCGUUUGCAGCAUUCCAACAUUUUGCAAAUGAAUAUAAGAGCACACCUCACUUCCAAAAUUUGUUAAUGCUCUUAAUUGAAAUAUUAAAUGAUGAAAACAAAAUGGAAUAUAACAUUACGAAACAAAACGCAAUUGAAUACAUGCAACGAUUAAUUGAUUUGGGGCAGCAAGUUCAUGGGACACAGAAUUCAAAUUGUAAUGUUAUUGUAGCAUUUGCCACUGUAGGAAAUGAUGAACAGGUGCGGAAGAUGUUAAUGGAUCCGAAUGUUAAAUUCAAUUCAGAAUUUAUAAUGAAAACUUUGAGUUAUUUAAAAGGUCAAAUGCAAAUUAGUGCUGUUACACGUAUUGCAAGAUGUGCUCGUGGGCUCAAUCAUACAUCCCUGAAUGAAGAAAAACUAUACCUAUUACUUUUAAAUAACUUUGUUCGCACCAAUGACUGUAAAAUGGCUGUAAACCUUUUUUACGAAUUAGAACAAGACGAUAGUUCUGUUAUUUCAAAAAAUUUCAAGAGAACACUUGCCGAUCUUUUAAAGAAAAACAAACAAAAAUUGCCUGAGAAAUUAAGUACAUAUUAAAUUCAUCCAUUCAUCUGUUUUUUUCGUGAAUAAAAUGAUAAUAAAUUAAAAUAUUAAA
Contarinia nasturtii (swede midge) is the source of this 3168-nucleotide messenger RNA. It is a transcript of the gene Lrpprc2, whose product is annotated as leucine-rich PPR motif-containing protein, mitochondrial. The record is from RefSeq and is a predicted model, not a curated record. Gene Ontology annotation, molecular function: protein binding. Bases 39 to 3110 code for a protein of 1023 amino acids. The transcript has 6 exons. NCBI's taxonomy places the organism in Eukaryota, Metazoa, Arthropoda, Insecta, Diptera, Cecidomyiidae.